ACGGUUCGAUGACUUUUCGUCAAUAGGCACUCUUAUACCGCCUACACGGUACAAUUAACGUCUGUCAAAAAUCCUCGUAAUAUUAUAAGCGCCAGGCGGCAUACAUUCUAGAUCGGCUCACGAAAUCUCCUCUUUGGUUUAUAUUUUUGAGUGAUAACUUCAAUUUUUUAAACAAAUAAACUGAUUUUCAAGACACGUCCUGAAGACGGAUCGCAAAUAGGAUUGAUAAAAUAAUCACUCUGAGGAAGGAAGAUCUAUUAUGGACGAUCACAAGAAGAAAGUAACUCUAGAGUUCAAUGACCUCUGCCUCACCAUCAACAAACGGGAUGUUCUUCGCCGAGUAUCCGGGUUCGCCGAACCCGGUCAGCUACUAGCUAUCAUGGGACCGAGUGGAGCGGGAAAGACGAGACUGCUGACUUGUCUGGCCGGACGACAAAGUGCUAGACGACUAGAAUCUGGAAAUGUUUUCCUGAAUGGCCAACCUAUAUGCAAACGGCUGAAAAGACAGAUCAGUUUCGUGUUACAAGAAGACCUGUUUCUCAGCGAACUCACAUUAAAAGACACUCUAAAGUUCACAGCGGAUCUCCGGCUGCCCAGUCGAAUGACAGACGAGGAAAAACGGGAUAAGAUUCGGAGUAUCGUCGAAACUCUAGAUCUACAAAAAUGCCUCGAGACAAAGAUGGGUGAUUCGUUGAGUCGUGGACUAUCAGGGGGAGAGAGGAAAAGAGCUAGCAUUGGAUGUGAACUUCUCACUGACCCUUCAAUACUGCUACUAGAUGAGCCCACAUCCGGACUGGACUCCCGGACGGCCUUUCAUCUGCUCGAGACCUUAAAAGACUACGCUGUUUCUUCUGGAAAGACCGUCAUCAUGUCAAUUCACCAGCCUUCUAGUCGGGUAUUCAAAUUAUUUGAUCGGUUACUCUUGCUAUCCGAGGGGCAGGUUGUUUACUUUGGAGCAGCUGACAAGGUGGUAGAUUACUUUGCCCGGUUAGGACUCCAGUGUCCACAGCAUUACAAUCCUGCCGACUAUAUAAUGGAUAUCGUUAAGGGGACUGAUGAGGAACGGGUUAAGAUACACAACGCAGCCAAAGGACAGUCAUGGAGCCAUCGCUGCUACAGAUCACGCUUAUCAAAUGGCAGCCGAGCCAUGUCAGUAACGGAGAAUGAAACAAGCAAAAUACGUGGAAGCAUCAACCAUGCUUCAUCUUUUGGGAGUCUUCAAGAUGAUAGCUUGGACAAUUCUGUCUUUAUUGACUGCGUUAUUAACGAGGUUGAUUGCAGAGUGGGAACACCACGUGAAAAUCACGUGAUCAUAAACAGUUUAAACACCAAUGUAAACUCGUCCACAAACAAUCGUUCCAUGACAUCGCUAAGUACCGAGCUGCAAACUAAACCACCGAUAAAUACAUCUCAUAAAGACAAUCAUGGGGAUAAAUUUUCCAGAGACAAUUACACCUUGAACAUGGAAUCGCAAGCAAACGCAGACAAAUGGCCGACGGGGUAUUUUCGUCAACUCUUGACAUUGACCCACAGGAACUUCAAGCAGAACCGAUAUCUGGUCAUAUCCGGGCUUGACUUCUUCAAGCAUUUAAUGAUUGGCUUUAUAGCAGGGGCACUGUGGUUCCAAAUAAGGUUUACAGAGGAUAAAAUUCGAGAUAUUUCCGGUGUGAUUUUCUUUAUAUCUGCCUACUGGGGAUUUGAAUCGAUUUAUAGCAGCUUAACGUCUUUUCAGAUUGAACGCGCGGUGUUAGCCAAAGAAAGAUCAGCUGGUGCGUACCGACUUUCCGCCUAUUUCAUGUCAAAGGUCAUCGGAGUACUUCCGCUGUUGUCCACGAUGACUGUUAUCUCAGUUACCAUAACGUUUUGGAUGGUCGGGCUUCAUGACUCUGUCCUAGUAUACCUACUUUUCGUCACAACAUUCCUUCUUUAUGUGCAAGCCGGACAGGCACUUGGGCGAUUUGUCAGCGCAGCAUGUUCAUCUAUCAGUCAGGCAAUAACAGCGUCUUCUCUGGUAAUGCUGACAAGCAUGCUACUAGGAGGUUUUUACGUCGUAAGACUACCAAGGUUUCUGUCCUGGUUACGAUACAUCAGCUACACAUCCUACAUGUAUGGUGCUCUUCUUGAGGCGGUCUUUGUCCUGGAUCCACCAACUAUCAGCUGUAACACGACAGCCACCUCAGAAUUCGGAGACUGUCUCUCAUUAAGCAAAGCAGACGAUAACAUCGCCAACAUGAGUGCAUUAUCGGACGCUAUCGUAUCGAAUUCGUCAUCGAUCGCAAGUACGCAAGGAACUUUGGAUGGGACGCAGAUUGUCGAUACAUUGCUCAAUCUCGGAUUUCCUAUAUGGGGCUACUACUUGGUACUGCUUGCAUACUUUGUUACAUUCAACUGUCUUGCGUAUCUCAUGCUUAGAUUUCGCAGAAUAUCCACGUGAGACUGAUUUUGUUGAUCGAAUCAUGGGGAUCGUUUUGUGAAAGUUGCAGCUAACGUGGCUUAGCAGCAGCGACGAUCAUGGCGUUUGUUGUGAGACUCCAUGCAACGGGCGCCAUCAGAGCUGUUAUACUCGUGGCUCGUUGAAAUCACGUAAUUUCUAUGACAUACCUUCGGAGCCUUUCACGAAAGGAGUCGUUGAUCUUUACUUAAAACUGAUAAGGUAUAACUCCUUGCAUUAGAUUGGCUGACACAAAAGUGUUCGGGAAAAGUCUUUCGUAAAUCUGAGAUAUUUUCAGAAGAACAAAAAAUAAGACCAAAAAACAAACAAACCACUACAUUUCUUGGAUUAAGUACUGCACUCGUAAUUUCCGUCUUUUAAGAAAUGCAUUUAAGGGUGUUAAAUCCUAUUGAAUGAUUGAAAUAAUGUGCCCUUAAUUGAUAGUCCCAUCGUGAUGACUGAGGUUACUUAAUUAAUUAUAAGGAUCAAAUAUAGUGAACAUAUUUGUCAUCAUGUCAUCAUUGCUAAGGUUGUAACCGAUGAAUUCGAACAAUUUUAAAAGCAAUAGCAAUUCGUUGUUCCAUUGUUUUAUAAUUGUUUGGCCGGUUUGAAAACUUAUCCAAUGGCCAAACUGUAAAUUGUGAGUUAAGUUUGUGUGAAUUUCAUUGUGAGCGCCUUGAGCACCCUUGAUACGGUGCAUGUUUUUGGCAUUAUAAAUGUCUUUAUUAUAUCAUUGAAAUGGUCGGUUGGGGUGAGUGGAGGGAUGCAGGAGAUAUUCACGGGGACAGUAGCUCUCCUUUUACCCCAAUUCUUAUUGGUAUUUACUCGUGCUGAAAAUGUAAUUAAGAAUCUGUUUUAAUCUGCUUUGAAUUUCAAUUGUGAAAAUACCCAAUUCUGGUAAUUGUGUAUGUUUAUGGUUUAAGCUUGAAAAACGUACUAUAUAUGCAAUUGUUUUUAAUCGGUUAAUACAUUUAGUGGGAGGAAUAUACACAGUCUAAUGUUGGUAUUUUAGGGCGAUUAAUACAUUGAAGACUACUUAAAGAAAGCAGAGAUUUGGAGAGAAAAAGAAAGUGAGAAAAUGGUUAUCGAUCAAAAAGUGACAGUAUAAAGGUUAAGAAAAGAAAUUAACGUUUUGUUCUUAUAGAAAGUAAACAAAAGGGACAUUUUUAAAUACUUGUAGCAUGUACAGUCCAUGAGGUUUUUCUUUAAAACCAAAUAAGCAAUAAUGAUCACGCUCCCGUGGAAUCAAAGUUACUUUUAUGGUUAUUUGUCAUCCAUCGAAAUCAAGGAUUAAUUGGCAGUUACCAUUGAAUGACAGAUUUAGCACGAUAAUAACUUUUACGCAACGGGGCUCUGUUUGAUCUUCACUAGAGUAUCUGGGAUAUUGUGAAGAAUCCUAUACAUUAUCCCUUAUCAAGAGGUAUUGAUACCAUCAAAUAUUUUGAAUGACACCAAAGAAUACAUAAAUAACAUGUUUAUGCUUAUAUUAUAUUAUUCGUUUCCCACUUCAAAGAGCAAUAUUGUUCAUCAUGUCUAUUGUAAUAUUACUGAAACUGACUACCGUUUAUGCCAUGAUCAUCAUUUUGUCACUUAUAUAGACAAAAUAAUACGUAUAUCAAUAUUAAUCAUUUCAUUUAUAUAUAUAAACAGUGCGAGUCAGAAAAAAUGUAACACUUUAAAUCAAGUAUUUUUAAGGAAAAUGUGGGAUUCAGAGAGAAUUUCUAGCAUGUAUGGAUAGAGUAAAUAUUCCUUUGUCACUUGGUAAAAUAUGUUUUAGUGUUGUUAUGGUUGAGUGCACAGCAGCCAUUGUUUGAAGUGUCAAAACCCAUUUGCGCCAAGUCAGGUGAUUACCUGCUGAAACAGAGACAAAAGCAUUCACACAAACAUUGAGCGUAAAGUUUAUGCGUAUGUUUAUUAAUCAAGAAAAAUAAAAGAGAGAACAAGUAAAUCAAUAAACUAUCUUUACUGAAAAAAGGUUCCUUUUCAUUGUCAUUUUGGCCACAACUUGGACAAAGCUUCCCGCCUUCAAUCUUCCACAUGUUGCUCUCUAAUGAUGCGCUGCUGCAAGUCAUUCAGAUCUGCAAGUGGGGUGCUGUACACUUUUGACUUCAGGUACCCGCAGACGAAGACAUAUCACUUUUUCAAACAAUGGCUGUUGUGCACUCAACCAUAACAACAACAGUGAAACAAAGUUUACCAAGUGACAAAGGAAUAUUUACUCUAUUCAUACAUGAUAGAAGUUCUCUCUGAAUCCCACAUUUUCUUUAAAAAAUACUUAAUUUUAAAAGUGUAAAGUUUUUUUGGGACUUGCACUGUAAUAUCCGAGCUGUCUGAUACCCUUUAUAAUAUGAACCCCUAUGAAGCCAAAUGCAAAUAAUGUUCUAUUUUAAAAAAAAUGUGCAUUAAUGUGUUUUCCAUUUGGAAAAUGUGUUGACCUAAUUGUGUAUAUUUCAUAUGUAUAUAUAAAAGUAUUUAAAAAAUCACAA
Molecule: messenger RNA, 4917 nt
Organism: Lytechinus pictus (painted urchin)
Lineage: Eukaryota; Metazoa; Echinodermata; Echinoidea; Temnopleuroida; Toxopneustidae
Exons: 13
Coding region: 260-2434 (724 amino acids)
Biological process (GO): transmembrane transport
Cellular component (GO): membrane
Molecular function (GO): ABC-type transporter activity; ATP binding; ATP hydrolysis activity
Source: RefSeq, a predicted model, not a curated record